Molecule: messenger RNA, 3108 nt
Organism: Ylistrum balloti
Lineage: Eukaryota; Metazoa; Mollusca; Bivalvia; Pectinida; Pectinidae
Product: heparan sulfate glucosamine 3-O-sulfotransferase 1-like
Exons: 2
Coding region: 409-1506 (365 amino acids)
Molecular function (GO): [heparan sulfate]-glucosamine 3-sulfotransferase activity
Source: RefSeq, a predicted model, not a curated record
GUGGUGUUGGUGAACAGGUUAAACACACGUUAUACGCUGAUUAUGGCUUUAUUGUUGUUUACAUCGCUCCAGAGCACCGUACUGAUACACUGGCAGAGGAAUUUCUGAUGUUUUAGCGGCGUAACCGCCACCGGUGAACAAACAACUAAAAAGUUUUGUUCUGGGCACAUAAAUAAGUGUAUACGUGAGAUUUAUACAUUUUUUUCUGAAACGAGGAAUGUGUGAAUCGCCCGAAUUACAGUCGGCUAUAAAGGAUUUCUUGAGCCAUGUGAAGACGGACAUGCCGCAGGUGGGAUACUGUCCUGGGUAAACCAGAUGCCACACCUCUCAGCCGGACUACAAAUGAGGUUAUACUAAAACGAUCUUAAAUAUUUAUUCUGUCAUAAAAAGAUGAAUUCGUAAGACUUCAUGAACAUGUCACCUAGUAAUUAUAUCUACCAUGAAGAGGCAGGGCUGCUUCCUCGUGCCAAGGGAUUCUGCUGUCGGCGGUUCUCAAAAACAAAGAUACUGGGACUGUUGUGUUUUGGAGCUCUUCUUCUGUUCUUGUUGACUCUCAGUAGUCCUGACCUUAGCCCGAAGGAUAAUUAUGGUGGUAAAAGACAAUUGUUGCCAAACGUUGUUGGACUCUUUGGUCCAGCAAACAAACCAGGACGCGGUGGUAAAUUCAAUACUUACAUUCAAAGCAACAUUCCUGUUCAUAAAAAGACAGAUCUUCGUCAGAGGCUGCCGCAGUGUCUUAUCAUAGGUGUGAAAAAGGCAGGCACAGGUGCCAUGGUACAGUAUUUAAAAUUACACCCAGAUAUUGUUAUAGCAGAUAAAGAACUUAACUUCUUUGACUAUGAGAGAAAUUUCAAGCUGGGAUUUGAUUAUUAUAAAACCUUAAUGCCACCUUCUUAUGAGGGACAGAUAACCAUGGAAAAAACUUCAAAUUAUUUUCACAAUAAAGACACUGAAUGGCGUGUGUACAGUAUGAAUACUUCUAUGAAAAUGAUUUUACUAGUUCGAGAACCUAUUGCUCGUGCAGUUUCCGAUUACCUCCAGAGAAAGCAGAAGGAUAAAAGCAACAAAGAAUUAACACCAUCGUUUGAAGAAUUAAUUAUUCGGCAAAAAAAUGGAAAAAUUAAUGAGGGAUAUCCAGGAAUUCGUCCUUCGUUUUAUUACAAACACAUGGUGCGAUGGCUUAAAUACUUCCCUCUUACACAAAUCCACAUCGUCGAUGGUGAUAACUUGGUGCGGAAUCCUUACGAGGAAGUUCAUGCAGUGGAAAAGUUUCUUGGAUUACCUCACUUAAUAACACCAGAUAGAUUUGUGUUUAGUGAUAAAAAGGGAUUUUACUGCAUGUCUAUUGAUGGUGUCAAUGGAACUAGACAAGAGCAGUGUUUAUCUAAAGGCAAAGGUCGGAAACACCCGGAUGUUGAUAAGAGAGUGAUGGAAAUGUUAACAGACCUUUUUAAACCGCUGAAUGAACAGUUUUACAAUUUAAUAGGUAGGAAAUUUAACUGGUAGUUAUUAUCAGUUGUAAAAUCUACACUGGGAAAUGUUCUCCAUUAAUGAAGUGUUAAACUAAUUGGCUUGCAAUGUAUUAAAUAAGUGUGGAUUUUAACUGCACUAGGCUCUCUAUUGUUUGAGUAAUGAACUAUUUUAAGUUUAACAUACUGAUUAUAUAUAUAUUUGUUAUCUUGAACACACGUGUUUUGUUUACAGACUUUUCAUGAUGUGUUAACUUAAACAAUGAUAAUGAAAGUUAAAUGUUCGUUUCAAAGUGAUAUAUUACGUUACAUUUGAAUAUGGAGACCAAGUUGUAGAACUGGUCACCACCGCUGUCCCAUUUAGAAUUCCACUUCGUAUAAUGCCUGUUUAUCAAUAUGUGUAAACGUGAACAAAAUAAUUACAUGUGCCCAGAAGAAUUACAGAUAAACAUAACACUUUUAAGUCUACAUCAGUUGAUGAUUUUAGAUAAUAAACACUUUUAAGCCAAUACAGUUAGAAGGACUGUGACAAAGAUACUAAACAAGAUAACAUCAUUUAUCAAACAUUAGGAUUAUAACCAAAUAAUGCUUUGACAGAGAGGAUAAUAAGGGUCUGGAUUGUUAAAACCUAGGAGGCAACUGAGGGAAAUCCAAAUCGGUCAUGAUGAUGUUAAAAAGCUUAUGGAGAGGUGAAAGUAGCCCCCUUUUUAUUUUUAUUUAUUUAUUUUUUUAAUCAACGUUUACAUUACAUGAUUUGGCUCUGUAAAUGUGAACUUGUUUAACCAAAAUUGUAACUAGCUGUUGAUCAAGGAUAAAAUAAGUAAGAUAAUUUUUAAAAUGAUAUAAGAAUAUUAUCUGCCUCAGCAACAUCUUUAUACAUGUUAGGUAUGGUAGCGUUAUUAAACCGGUAAGGGAUAUAUACAUGCAUUGCAUCAGAAUACUUACAAAAAGUAGCCUAUAUCUGGGUUUACUAUCACGAAUGACAUUUCGGUUUUAAUACCUGAAUUGAAUGACAUUGUGUUCAUUUUUAAUGUUCUUUUAACUUGUUUUUAUACAAUUUGAUAACUCAACUUUUGCUGUAACGAGUAUUUGGCAUUGUCAACUUUAUGUUUGGCCUAAAGUGUGAUGUACCAUACGCAAUAUCAAGUUUUAAACUGGUCUGAAAUGAUUGUUUAAAAGUUUUGAGCACUUAUUUGAUACUGUUAAAGAGAUGUGUUCUUGCUAUUUUAGACUAUAAAUCAUACAAAAAGUACUACAUAUGUAGCUGUUUAAAAUUACAACAUAAAUAAACAUAUCCAGACAACUUGAAUUAUGUCUAUUUGGUGAUAAAUGUAAAAAGUUUGAAAUUUGAUCCAUGAUAAGCACUCAGAACUUAUAUAUAGAGUUUAUUAAAGUUAUUUAGGUUUUAACUUGCUUUGUGCAAACAGUCAACGGAAACGUCUAAGUAAAUCGUCUAUAAUAUUUCAACAUUACUUGUAUGUUUGUAUCGAUUGAUAGAUUUACUGCCAACGAAUCAGCAAUGACUGAAUUAUCAUUAUACUUACAGUUUGUGUAUGUGACAUUUAGAAAUAUACACCGUGUAACAUGGUAGACUGUCAAUGUCAUCCGAGAUAUUAAUAAAAUGAGUGUGUACUUUGUA